This is a messenger RNA of Psilocybe cubensis, 681 nucleotides long. RefSeq lists its product as uncharacterized. The transcript is spliced from 6 exons. Gene Ontology annotation, cellular component: proton-transporting two-sector ATPase complex, catalytic domain. The record is from RefSeq and is a predicted model, not a curated record. Gene Ontology annotation, molecular function: proton-transporting ATPase activity, rotational mechanism. Bases 1 to 681 code for a protein of 226 amino acids. NCBI's taxonomy places the organism in Eukaryota, Fungi, Basidiomycota, Agaricomycetes, Agaricales, Agrocybaceae. Gene Ontology annotation, biological process: proton transmembrane transport.
AUGUCUCGCGCUCUCAACGACGAUGAAGUACUCAGCGAGAUGAACAAGAUGGUGGCGUUCAUCAAGCAGGAGGCAUUGGAGAAGGCUCGCGAGAUUAAGGUCAAAGCAGAUGAGGAAUUCGCUAUCGAGAAAGCUAAAUUGGUAAGGCAAGAACAACAAGCCAUCGACGCACAGUACGAAAAGAAGCGAAAAGGCGCAGAGGUGGCUCAGAAGAUCGCCCAAUCAACGAUAACCAACAAAUCGCGACUAAAGCUCCUACACAAACGCGAGGAAAUUCUGCAACAAAUCUUUGCCGCUGUUCGCGAGCCAGAAACUCCACUUUACAAGACGCAAGGAUACGUGCAAUUCCUGGAAGGCGUGCUGACCGAAUCGUUCCUGUACAUCCUGGAACCUAAUGUGACGAUCUAUUCUCGGGAAUCGGAUGUGGACACCGUCAAACAGGCCGCUGAGAACGCGGCAAAAGCUUACAAGGAGAUCAGCGGGAGAAACAUCGCGUAUGAGGUGGAAGGUUCAAUUGCAGAUGAUUCGAGCCAAGGCGGAGUGAAGCUAGUGAGCGGGACAGGUCGAAUCACGCUAGACAAUACGAUGGAGGAACGCCUGCGUCUUCUGGAAGAUAAGAUGCUACCUGAAAUCAGGACCAGUCUUUUCGGAAAGAAUGAAAACAGGAAAUUUUAUACAUAG